CAAAGAGCAACCAAAAAAAUGAGUAUUUUGUCUCCGGGUUUUGUCUGACAUCCAUCUGAAUGUAGCUGGAAGCUUCCCGGUUCCGCUCCUGACAACCCUGGACGGAUUCGUGUCGACUGCCCAGAGUCCGCGAAUUCAAGUCCGCUGUCUCCCGUUAUCAGCAAAUCUAUCGUUUCCGAAUAAUAAUAACGAGAGGACGAGCCAGAAGCUCUGUUAAAACCAAGCCGGUGACCAGUGAGACUGACCACCCAACUCCCAUCAACAUGUCACUGCACCAGUUUCUGCUUGAGCCCAUCACCUGUCACGCCUGGAACCGGGACAGAACCCAGAUCGCCAUCAGUCCCAACAACCAUGAGGUUCACAUCUAUCAGAAGAGCGGUAACCAGUGGGUGAAGAGUCAUGAGCUGAAGGAGCACAAUGGACACAUCACAGGUAUCGACUGGGCUCCUAAGUCCGACCGUAUCGUGACCUGUGGGGCGGAUCGUAACGCCUACGUCUGGUCUCUGAAGGACGGCGUCUGGAAGCCCACGCUGGUCAUCCUGAGGAUCAACAGAGCUGCGACCUUCGUCAAGUGGUCUCCUCUGGAGAACAAGUUCGCUGUGGGCAGCGGAGCCAGACUCAUAUCAGUCUGUUACUUCGAGUCUGAUAACGACUGGUGGGUGAGUAAGCACAUCAAGAAGCCGAUCCGUUCCACCGUCCUCAGUCUGGACUGGCAUCCUAACAACGUGCUGCUGGCGGCUGGAUCCUGUGACUUCAAAUGCAGGGUGUUCUCGGCCUACAUCAAGGAGGUGGAGGAGAAGCCCGGCCCCACCCCCUGGGGGUCCAAGAUGCCGUUUGGGGCGGUGCUGGCUGAGUUUGGGGGUGCCGGAGGGGGAGGAUGGGUCCACUCUGUGUCCUUCUCCUCCUCUGGUAACAGACUGGCCUGGGUCUCACACGACUCCACUGUUACUGUGGUGGACGGCACCAAGGGAUCCACUCCGUCUCAGUUGAAGACUGAGUUCCUCCCUCUGCUCAGUGUUCUCUUCAUCUCUGAGAACAGCGUGGUGGCAGCGGGUCAUGACUGUUGUCCCAUGCUGUUCCGUUGUGAUGACGGAGGAUCCCUGACGUUUGUCUCUAAGCUGGACCUUCCCAAAGCCUCCAUCACGAGAAACAUCUCCGCUAUGGAGCGCUUCAGAAACAUGGACAAGAGAGCGACCACAGAGGACCGUAACACAGCCCUGGAGACACUGCACCAGAACUCUAUCACUCAGGUCUCUAUCUAUGAGGGAGACCAGAGGGACUGUCGUAAAUUCUGCACCACGGGCAUCGAUGGAGCCAUGACCAUCUGGGACUUCAAGAGUCUGGAGGCGUCCAUCCAGGGGCUGAGGAUCAUGUGAAGGACCAGCUAAACCCCCCCCCCCCCCCCCCCCUUUCCCUGACAACCCCCCCCCCCCCC
Oncorhynchus mykiss (rainbow trout) is the source of this 1435-nucleotide messenger RNA. The record is from RefSeq and is a predicted model, not a curated record. Lineage: Eukaryota; Metazoa; Chordata; Actinopteri; Salmoniformes; Salmonidae.